Messenger RNA from Saprolegnia parasitica CBS 223.65, 627 nucleotides. RefSeq lists its product as hypothetical. The record is from RefSeq and is a predicted model, not a curated record. The coding region runs from base 1 to 627 and encodes 208 amino acids. The transcript has a single exon. Lineage: Eukaryota; Oomycota; Saprolegniomycetes; Saprolegniales; Saprolegniaceae.
AUGAGCGUCACGGAACCCGCCGAGCCCCAGAAGCCGACGACGCCCGUCCCGUCGCCCAAGGCGGACGCGCCCACCGAGUACGUCCCGGUGACCGAGUACGCGCCGGUCGCCGACGCCGUCCUCGUCGAACCCACGGUUGCCAUGAACGUUGUCGUCGUUGACGCUGGCCUCGACGCCAACGGCCUCGUCGUCGGGCGCUGGAAGGCCGACAUCUGCGCCUGCUUUUCGGACAUGAUCCCGAACUGCUGCAUGGCGUACUGGUGCCCGUGCAUCUCGCUCGCCCAGACCUUGCACCGCGUCGGUCUCUUCACGUACACCAGCACGCUCCUCGUCUUUGCCGUGCUGUACACUGCGCAGUACCUCGCGCAGCUUCUUGCGAUCGUGUUUGGACCAUUGGCCUUCUUCCUCUCGUGGAUUAUCUACGCCUUCGUCGUCGCCGCGCUCAUGUACGUCCGGACGCGCGUCCGCGCCAUGUUUGCGAUUCCCGGCAACGUGUGCGAAGACUGCCUUUGCGCGUGGUUUUGCAGCUGCUGCACGAUCGCCCAGUUGGCGACGCACACCGACUCGUACACGCCCAACGCCUGCAACUUUGGGCCCAAGGACACGCUUGCCGGCUACGUUGUCUGA